UGAUUUGAUGAUUUGAUGAUUUUCUAUCGGUGGAGUGAGGAGUGGAGCCGCCCCGCGCUCCAGUGGCAGCAGCGCUGACCCAGAUCGAACGCACCCGGCGCCGUGUUUUGUUGUUGUGGUGCAGCGGACGGCUCAUCUGCUUCGGCCUCGAACUUCUUCCGAGCCGCAUCACCGGAUUAACGGGAUUCACCGGAUUAACGGAAUCACCGGGAUGCUCAUGAGCAAACAGACGAGAAACACAAUGAAACCCCCGGCACAGACUCAGUCCCCUCCCGCCGGCAGCAGCCUGGUGUUUGAAGGUGUUUAUAACAACGCCCGCAUGCUGCACUUCCUCACAGCCGUCGUGGGCUCCACCUGCGACGUGCGGGUGAAGAACGGAGCCGUGUACGAGGGAAUCUUCAAGACUCUGAGCUCACAGUGUGAGCUGGCUGUGGACGCUGUUCAUAAAUGCAGUGACGGAGAUGGAGGUGGGGGAGGUGAGGAGGGAGGAGGGGGAGGAGGUCCUUCCUCUGCGCCCAAAAUUGAGGAGAUCACUGACACGAUGAUCUUCAGCCCGACCGACCUGGUGACCAUGACCUGCAGAGAUGUGGAUCUGAACUUUGCUGUCAGAGACACAUUCACUGACUCGUCCAUCAGCUCGUCGCGGGUGAACGGGGAUCACAGGGAGAAGGUGCUGCAGAGGUGGGACGGGGGCGGAAAUGGAGAAAACUUCGAGUUGGAGUCGGACAACUCAAACGGCUGGGACGCCAGCGAGAUGUUCAAACUGAACGAGGAGGCGUACGGCAUCAAGUCCACGUACGACUCCAGCCUCUCCAUGUACACCAUGCCUCUGGAGAGGGGGAGCUCUGAGGUUUACCGGCAGCGGGAAGCGCGAGCAUCUCGGCUCGCCAGCGAGAUCGAGGGCGGCCUGCAGUACCGCCAGAGGGUUUCUCUAGAGAACGACGAGGGCCGGAGCGAGGAGGAGAAGUACAGCUCCGUGGUGCGAGAGAGGGAGGAGCGGGCGAGAGAGGGAUUCUCCUCCUCCGUCAGGGAUGGUAAAUACGUUCCCAGGUCCAGAGAGGUCGGCCCGUCCGCCGGCAGCCUGAGGUCCGGAGGUCCGACCUCCUCCAGGCACCCGCCGCCCGGCUCCUCCGCUCCUCACCCCCCCCAGAGCAGCCCGCCUGCAGCCGGCAGCCCGCCCUGCACCAAUCACAUCCUCCCACACUCCCUCUCACAUCCACAGGCGCUGGCCCACACGAGCCGCUCGUCUGUUAAUGGAGUUGUGUUGAGAACUUCCCCAAAAUCCCAAAGACUUCAGAGAAACCUGCGACCCCUGAACUGCCAGUCCGCUCCUGCAGUGGCUCGUCCUCCAAAACCAGAGGCCCCUCCCCAGGACCUCCCCUUGACUGUCCCCGCCUACCUGGACUCCUCCCCCUCCACCAAACCCUCCGACCCCACCCCUCUCUUCCCCGUAGAUGUGAAUGAAAUCUUAGCAGCUAAAGAGCGAACAGAGAGUUUGUCGGCUCCACUGGAAGUGAAGAGCAGCAAAGUUCACACGGUUCAGCAGAGAUCUCAGCUGGACGAGCUCCGCAAGUUUGGGAAAGAGUUCCGGCUGCAGCCGAGCUUCUCCUCCUCAGCGACUCCGUCAUCUUCAGCCCCGCCCCCCUCCUCCUCCCCCUCUUCCUCCUCCUCCCCCUCCUCCUCCUCUUCCUCCUCAUCCUCCCCGGCUCCACCGAAACCUGUCGCCCCCCUUACCACAGAGGCAGCUCCCCCCAACACCACUGCUCUGAAUCUUCUGCCCGGCCCCCAGGCCUCGGGGCCGGAGGGGCCACAGGUCGGGGCCCCCCUGCCGCCCCCCCGCAGUGGUGAAGACAGCAGUGAGCCAGCAGAGACGGCUGCAGUACAAGUGAAAAUCUCGACACUGAAUCCAAAUGCUAAAGAGUUUCUCCCCAUCAAAGGAAACUCAGCGCUGAAACCUGCGACGACGCCGACUCCUCCUCGGCCGACCCCCCCCAGCCCCUCGGUGCUGCUGCCUUCCCCAGGACCACAGGGAGGCUGCGCUCUCUACAGCAGCCCCCCCGGGCACUACCUGUCCUACAUGUCCCCCAUCACCAUUCAAGGACACUCCAUCCAGGCUCCACAGAUGUAUCAGUACACAAUGUCAGCUGUGAACCAGGGGAAGUACCCUAGACCCAAAGCUCCACUGGUGGGCCCCCGCCAGGAUCACCACUCCUCCGCGGCCUCCUCCCUGAUGUCAGCGGCAGCCUCGGCAGCCGGGCCCCCCCUGGUGGCGUCUCCGUACCCGAUGUCCUACCUGCAGUACGGUCAGGUGAUCCAGGCCAUGUCCCCCUACCAUCACGGACAGACAGUUUACUCGAUGCUGCAGGGGGGCCCUCGGAUGCUGACGUCUGGGGCCCCUCCUCAGCAGAUGGGCCCUGGCCCCCAGUUCCCCGGCCAGGCCGAGGGCCAGCAGGGGCCACAGCAGGCCAUGUACGCUCCUCAGUCGUUCUCUCACCACUCGAGCUCCAUGCUUCCUCCUCAGCCCUCCAGCACGCCCACUGGGAAUCAACCCCAGCACACGUCUCCCAGUCCAGGACUCUCUCACGGUCUCGGGGGCCCUCAGCCUCAGUCCAUGUUUCACUCUGCAGGUCUGUCGGCUCCGCAGGGCCACAGCUCCCCUCAGGCCCCCUACGCCAUGCAGGGGUUCAGCCUCCCGGGCCACCAGCCGCUGGCCCACGGCUUCCCCUCCAUGGGCCAGCUCACUCAGGCUCACGUCACUGGAGGCAUGUCAGGACCCCACCACUCUGCCGGCCACGGCCCCCCGCCCCUCAUGCUACACUACGCACCCCCCCAGCAGGGCGGCAGCUCCAACCCCCAACACGGCCCGCCGACCCAGCAGGGGGCGCCACAACACUUCUACAUCGGACCAGCCCAAGCUCUUCAGCUCCAGGCUCACCCGACCCAGCAGCUGUCCUUUCAUCCCUCCACAAACUGAACUGUCCUCGUCACAUCUGGAUUCAGGAGCGAUGGCGCCCGAGCAACAUUCCCACCCACCACAUCAGAUAACCCUGUUUUAACCGUAUGUUUUAGACACGCUGACAGAUUCUAAACACAAGAACAGACAGUUUCCACACGAGGACUUGAAGCUGGAGUGAAGACACUAACUGGUGAAGCUUUUUGGAAACUUUGUUUUUUCCUCCCCGUCCCUCUUCUGACCUUUUACAGACGAAACCAGUUCAUUAAUAAUAAAACCACUGGAAAAAAAAACUUUGUUUCAAUUUA
Molecule: messenger RNA, 3261 nt
Organism: Platichthys flesus (European flounder)
Lineage: Eukaryota; Metazoa; Chordata; Actinopteri; Pleuronectiformes; Pleuronectidae
Gene: atxn2l
Product: ataxin 2-like
Exons: 23
Coding region: 212-2974 (920 amino acids)
Biological process (GO): cytoplasmic stress granule assembly
Cellular component (GO): cytoplasmic stress granule
Molecular function (GO): RNA binding
Source: RefSeq, a predicted model, not a curated record